Messenger RNA from Bombyx mori (domestic silkworm), 1119 nucleotides. RefSeq names its product HSP90 cochaperone CDC37 homologue (gene Cdc37). Gene Ontology annotation, cellular component: cytoplasm. Gene Ontology annotation, biological process: protein folding; protein stabilization. The record is from RefSeq and is marked provisional. NCBI's taxonomy places the organism in Eukaryota, Metazoa, Arthropoda, Insecta, Lepidoptera, Bombycidae. Gene Ontology annotation, molecular function: protein-folding chaperone binding; protein kinase binding; heat shock protein binding.
AUGGUCGACUACAGCAAAUGGAAAGAUAUCGAAAUUUCCGACGAUGAAGACGAGACCCAUCCAAACAUUGAUACCCCAUCAUUGUUUCGAUGGCGGCACCAGGCCCGUGUGGAACGCAUGGAAGAGCGACGCCGCGAGAAAGAGGAACUGGAGCAAAGAAAGAAAGAAAACCAACGACGUCUAACCGAGACCAGGAAAAAAAUAUCGGAAGCUGAUGCAGACAGCCCUAAUCUAAAUUCAUUAAAAAAGACGCUAGCUGAGCUUGAGAAUGAUGAAAAAAAAUUACUGAAAAAGGAUGAAGAACUCAGGAAAAAAGACAAGCAUACGCCAUGGAAUGUAGAUACCAUUAGUGAGCCGGGUUUCAAUAAAACAGUGAUUAAUACAAAAGCAUUAAGACCCAGCAAUGAAAACCUCACUGAAGAGGAAAAAGAAGCUAAAAUGAAGAAAUUUAUCAAAGAGAAUGAGAAAUUUUUGAAGCAAUUUGGAUUGCUCCGUAAAUAUGAGGACUCCACUAAAUUUUUGCUGGACCAUUACCAGUUAGUCUGUGAAGAAACUGCCAAUUACCUUGUCAUCUGGUGUAUUAAUUUAGAAAUGGAGGAGAAACAUGAUCUAAUGUCCCAUGUGGCCCACCAGACUAUUUGCAUGCAGUACAUAUUGGAACUGUCCAGACAAUUGGAUGUGGAUCCAAGAGCUUGUGUUGGCUCUUUCUUUUCAAAAAUACAAACUGCAGAACAAGCUUAUAAAGAUGCUUUCGAAGAUGAGUUAAAGCAAUUUAAAAUUAGAAUCAAGAAGCGUGCUGCAGAAAAAAUUCAGGAAGCCAUAAAAGAGGCAGAGGAAGAAGAAAGAAAGGCCAGGCUGGGACCUGGAGGAUUGGAUCCUGUAGAAGUUUAUGAGGAGCUGCCUGAUGAAUUGAAAAAGUGCUUUGAUGCCCAAGAUGUUCCAAUGCUGCAAGCUACCAUUGCCAAAAUUCCUCAAGAAGAAGCAAUUUAUUACAUGAACAGAUGUAUAGCUUCCGGGCUCUGGGUACCUGGCAAAAAUGAUGAGGAACCCACCAUGAAGGAUUCCAAAACUGAAAAGCAUUCAGGGGAAACUUCUACCAAUGCUAAUGAUGUUGACUGA